Rosa rugosa (rugosa rose) is the source of this 1184-nucleotide messenger RNA. RefSeq lists its product as uncharacterized. NCBI's taxonomy places the organism in Eukaryota, Viridiplantae, Streptophyta, Magnoliopsida, Rosales, Rosaceae. The transcript is spliced from 3 exons. The record is from RefSeq and is a predicted model, not a curated record. Bases 215 to 430 code for a protein of 71 amino acids.
CGAUUCUAGAGUAUCCCAAGACCCGUAAGAAAUUGUGAAUUAAACCACAAAAAUCCCCUUUAAUCAUCGAUCAGGAAAAACUUGUAAUUGAGGCAGACAGAAAGGGCAAAAGCGCCACUUCAUUUUUUGCACCAGCUAUGAACAGUAAACCGAGCUAUGUAUAAUUUUUUAGACCUGCCUGGGCGCUUUCAUUUGGGAAGGAAGGAGAGGAAGAAUGAAGGAGAGGAGGAAUGUGAAUGCGAUGAGAUCGGCGGUGGUGGUGCUCGGAGCAUUGGCAUUUGGGUACCUAACUCUGCAGCUCGGAUUCAAGCCAUAUCUUGAAAGAGCCCAAAUUGCUGCUGACCAAUCUGAGCUUUCUUCUUCCUCGGAGCAACUACAACAAGAACAAGAAGAAGAACAACCCAACUCGAGCUCAACCCGCCAGUUCUAAUGGUGUACAUAUGGCCCUUGAUGAUGAUGAUGGGAUCAACUUAUUGAUAGUGGUUUCAAAAGCUUUGUAGAUAUAGUUUUCUUCUGUAAUAGGGGGUUGUGGGUCAGGGAACUUGAAUCUCAUGCAUUGAAUAAUUUGAAUUGCAGUUCUUGUGAUAUCCAAGUUUUAAAUGACAUUUGGUAAUGAUAUCUUAAGCUUAUAUUAAUGGCAGGGUGAACUUCACUUCUUUGAAGCUUUAGUGCCAUUUACAUGUUUCGAUAGUUCUUAUUGUCACCUAUUACUCUGCAAACUUGUUUGCUGCUUGUGGAUAAUGACAUCUAUGAAAUUCUGAUGUUAUGAUAUAGAUGACUGUCAUGAUUCCCAUUUGGUGCACAUUUUGUAGACUCACAUGUUGUUUAUUCCACUAUUGAUAGAUACCUAUGAAUAGUCUAAUGUACCACUGUUGAUGCUGAUCAGUGAUCACAUGUUCAAAACUUGAAACUAAUGUCUUUACUUCCUAUUUCAUAACUAUUCUGUAUUUCAAGUCUUUCAUUUGAAAACUUUUAGUUUAUAACAUAAUCACAUAGUUUCAACUUUCAGCCCUACUCCUUCGUAAUUGUGGCUGAACCAGGUCUCCAUCCUAGUUCAUUUACCCACACUACCAUGAAAUUUAAAGCUCUGAGUGGAAGUUCAUUUGCUCAUCCUAGUGUUUGCCAGCUGUUGUAGUGAUGUUCUUUUAACGAGCUAUUUAGAUAGACAAAUUUUUUGCAAUCAU